AUGGCAUCAGAAAAGAAGACCAGUGUCGAAGGCAAGAGGAGAUGCUUCGAUCGGACCUCGCAUCUUUGUUCUUAUUCUAAGGAAGCUGAGCAUGCACUGGUUGGAGACUUUGCAGCAGGAGCAAACUGCUCUGGUUUUGACCAGGCACAUUCUGCCAAUGCUUCAGAAUUAAAGUUGUUAGAGGAAAGCUUACCUUAUUUAAGUUCGUCUUCAGACGCAGAUAUUGAAAUGUAUAAUAAGAAGAGGAUGAGAAUUUGCUGUGUGGAUGUAGAUGAGAGCAAGAAAGAAGCUGGUGUGUUGGGAAAGGCGUGUGACGAUACACACGUGAAUUGCAGAGUGUGUGAUGACUGCAGACAAAGCCGUUUAGGUCAGGAUUCACAGCUGGAGUAUCUCAGUGCUCAUGAGCAAGAUUUUGAUGACAGCAAUAACUCAAGUGAGUUUUCUGAGCAAGGGCUAACUGUAGGAAUCGAAACCUUAGAGCUGAUCGAUCCAGUUCAUGAGGUGGGUAGAGCUGCAAAGGAACAAAUUCUCAUUGGCCUGUCAGAAGAUUGUUCUGCUUCUGAAUAUGGUGCAGGUGACCAGGCCUGCCCAGAAGCAGCUGUGCUGGAGCUUCCCCACCUGCUUCAGGACUCUCUGUCUGUGGCAGAUUGCAGUGACGUGACUUGUGAUCAUCAGGAAGAGCAGACAGAGUACCACAGUGUUGGUUGUGGAAGUAUACUUGAAAGUCAUUCUUGGGGGAGCACAGAAAGGGCCUGUCCAAAUGUGCUUGUGUGUGACAGCAUAGAAAAUGGAGAGGUGAGAGACACCCCACUGAUUGUCCACAUGUUGCCACCCCAAAUCGCUAAAAGUGAAGAAGUGUCUGCAAACUACAUCAGACACGUUCACAGCGUCUCAGGGAAGCAAGACAAUCCUUUACUGUUACCAGGGGAAAAGGCCCCUGCAGUAACCACACAAUUUUGUGACUGUGCAGGAGACUCCGAUUUCUACAGCUGUGAAGAAUCUGGUGUGGGCACAUGUGGUGCCAGCUGCACCACAAAGGAUGAUGAAGCCAAAUUUCCAGUCUCUGAAAUUCUCACUAGCAACAAUCCCUCUUUUGGGGUGGAAGUUGCGGAGAAAUCUUCCCAUGGGAAUGCCAGCUGUCUGAACUCGGAGCAUCGUGAAACCCUGAAAAGUGUUGCCAAUGACUCUAUGGUUCACCAGGCUGUUGAUGCGAGUUCUGAUUUUAGAGCUUGCUUCACAACAAGCAGAAGUACCAGUGCUCAGGUUUGUGUCUCGGCCAGGGCUGUUAAUACAGAGAUAACAAUGAUGAACAAAGCUCGACCCGGGAGAUGGCACUGUAAAACCUGUGCAGACAUUGCUUGCAGUACAGGCUGGUCAAGUGCACCCAGUAGGGCAGAGGAAAUUCGGUCACAGCUUACUGACACACUAGAAAUUCACUCAGAUGGCAACGCUGCAACAGCUGAAAGAAGUUCACAAAUUCAGGAACAAUGGGAAUCAAAAAAUGAGCAGUGUGACA
Molecule: messenger RNA, 1516 nt
Organism: Mesitornis unicolor (brown roatelo)
Lineage: Eukaryota; Metazoa; Chordata; Aves; Mesitornithiformes; Mesitornithidae
Product: RNA-binding protein 44-like
Exons: 2
Source: RefSeq, a predicted model, not a curated record